Molecule: messenger RNA, 1080 nt
Organism: Trichoderma harzianum CBS 226.95
Lineage: Eukaryota; Fungi; Ascomycota; Sordariomycetes; Hypocreales; Hypocreaceae
Exons: 4
Coding region: 1-1080 (359 amino acids)
Source: RefSeq, a predicted model, not a curated record
AUGGUCGAGCCGGCAGGGGACGGCCUACAGCUUCUCCAUGCUUCAAUAGUGCUGAUUAUCCUAGCCUGGCUCACAUUCAUUGCACGGACAUCAGUUCGUGUUUGGCGAAAAGCAUUGGGCUGGGAUGACAUUUUGAUGUUGAUAGGCCUCCUUCUCUUCACAGUGACAGCUUCCUUAUGCAUUGUCUGCAGCUAUCUCGGAUCUGGUCAGCUUGCUGCCAAGCUGCAUCCCAGUGAUAUCAUGAAAGGAACCAAGCUCUUCUUCAUCGCCGAAUACUUCUACGCCUCCAGCACUGUCUUCAUUAAGAGCAGCAUCGCCAUAACUCUCCUUCGAAUCGCCGAAUCUCGUCGUCGCUACAGGUGGAUUAUUUGGAGCGUCAUCAUCGCCACGAGCAUUUCCUGCAUCGUAUUCAUAGCCGGCAUUUCCAACAUUUGCCAUCCCAUCACUACUCUAUGGGGCGAAACUACUACCGGCACGUGCAAUCUUGAACUUAACAGCGAUGUCAGCUUCUUCUUUUCUGCUAUAGAGAUCAUCACCGACUGGACGUUGGCGAUUCUCCCUGGAGCCUUGUUGUGGAAGAUCCAGAUGAAGCGCAGGGUUAAGCUUUCGGUAGCUAUGAUUCUGGGGAUGGGCGCAUUUGCAAGCUGCGCAACAAUUGUUCGACUACGCUACCUAACUCUGUACAACAACCCGGCAGAGUUCAUGUUUGGCACCGGCAGGAUUGGCCUCUGGUCCAUCAUCGAAGAAGGCAUUGGUAUCGUCGCUGGCUCUCUACACGCUCUUCGCCCUCUCCUCUCACUGCCCAUCUUUGGCGGUAGCUCCAGCGGCGGCAACACCAGUGGAUCAGCUUCGAAUAAUAAAUUCAUGCGGUCAGGGAGUGGACAUCAUCCGGGGAUGCGUAACGACAUUCAAUUGGACACGUUUCACCAGCUAGCAGAUACAGAUGGGGAUGGGGAGAGCGCCAAGCAUAUUUUAAAGGAGACGAAAGUUACGAUGGAGAGGAGCGAUCGAGCUGCUUCACCGGGAGAAUACGGCAGGAGUCAGGUCCUAGGGUGGAAGAAGAACAAUUUUGAGGGCUGA